Messenger RNA from Paraglomus occultum, 342 nucleotides. The record is from the annotation of a GenBank genome assembly. NCBI's taxonomy places the organism in Eukaryota, Fungi, Glomeromycota, Glomeromycetes, Paraglomerales, Paraglomeraceae.
AUGCUCGAUGAUUAUUAUUAUUGUGUUACAUCACACACUGACUGGUCUAGAACAAAAGAUAAUGAUGAAAUUGUUGACCUUAUAGGUAUUAGUGAGAGUGAUUUGUUAUCGGUCGUGAGUGGAUCAGUUAGUGUGGCGCGAGGCACAAUGCCAUCCGAUGAAGAUAUCGUCGUAACAAUCACUGAAGAUGGGAGUGAUGUUGAGGAAGACGAAGAUAUUUUAAACGUUAUUAUUAGCGUAAGAUAUGCAAAGGGAUUAAAGGCUUAUAUUAACAACAAAGCAAAAUUGAACUUACGCUCACGGCUUAUGCUCAAGAACUUGAAUAUGGGCGUUCACAUGUAA